CGCCGGCUCGUAAAAUCAGCAAACUUGCCCGCGAGAACCCGGGGACCGAAGAAGAUAUUUUUUUUCCCGCCCAACCGCAGAAAUGGAAAUGGAAAAGAGGAAAGCUAAUUAGAUUUCCGAGAGCCCCCUUCUCCUCCUAUAAAUCCAAUUCCCACCCCUUGCCCCUCCCUUUCCUUCUCGUGCCUCCUCUCGCUCCCUUUCCAGCAGUUCCCCGACCGUCCAUGCGAUAUAUCUCCGGCGAUGGACGCCGAUGAGGCCGGAUCCGACGGCUCCUGUUACUACUCCCUCCUCGGGAUUCGGAGGAACGCCUCCUCCUCCGAUAUACGCACCGCCUAUCGCAAGCAAGCCCUCCAAUGGCAUCCGGACCGGUGGGCGAAGGACCCGGCGGCGAUGGGGGAAGCAAAGCGGCGGUUCCAGCGGAUCCAGGAGGCCUACUCUGUUCUUUCCGACAAGGGCAAGCGCGCCAUGUACGACGCCGGCCUCUACGACCCCCGCGAAGAGGACGACCAGGAUUUCACCGAUUUCAUGCAAGAGAUGCUAGCGAUGAUGGACAGCGUGAAAACGGAGAAGCCGGAUAGCCUGGAGGACCUGCAGAAGAUGCUGGCGGAUAUAGUGAACGGCGAUGGCGGGACCACCGAUUUCGGUGGGCCUCACCACAGCGACGCGCGCCGAAGGCCGUUGGAUGCCUCCAAGGGGACUCGCGUCGCCCCGCGCCCUGCGAUGCGGCGUUGAUCUUUCUUUGGUUCCGGUGUACUUAAAUAAAAAAAAUAUAUUAGAAGUUAAUAAUAAAAUUGUUGGUGUGGUCUUUUAAAUUUAAUUUACUCUUUUAGUCUUUCUUUA
Phoenix dactylifera (date palm) is the source of this 840-nucleotide messenger RNA. RefSeq lists its product as uncharacterized. NCBI's taxonomy places the organism in Eukaryota, Viridiplantae, Streptophyta, Magnoliopsida, Arecales, Arecaceae. The record is from RefSeq and is a predicted model, not a curated record.